UCACCACACGGCACCGAAGUCCGUACUCCUUAGCCUACCAAUAAACAUCAAUAUCCCUAAAAUACCCCUGCCAUGCCAGUUUGAUAACCAUGUCCAAAACCUUCAAAUACGUCGAUUUCCAUCUCUCGGAGAGGAGAGAGAUGUCUCAAAGCAGAGAAAAUGGGAGCGACUUUUGGAAGCCGUACAUGUUCCUCGCCGAGAAAACCAGCGAUUUUAUCUGGCGGUGGCUGAAAACGGUAAUCGGUCUUCUUCUCCUUACUUCCUUUCUCUUCGUCUUCUACCUUGCUUUCUCAAAUCAAUCCCAAUGGAAAUGCCCAAAAUGCCCCUACGUUCUACCGGAAAUCCCCUGCUCCUCUCCGCCCGAGCACCAGCCCUCAAUAACUCGGCCCGACGGACAACCGAACAUCUCCCAUGACGGACAAACGAACAUAUCCCACAUCGUCUUCGGCAUCGGCGGAUCGGUGGAGACGUGGCCGAAGCGGCGCCGUUACAGCGAGUUAUGGUGGAAACCGGGCCAGACCCGCGGGUUCGUGUGGCUCGACAAGAAGCCGCAUGAUGGAGACACGUGGCCGGCCGUGUCCAUACCGUACCGUGUGUCGGAGGACACGGGUCGGAUCGGUCGACGAUCUGCGGAGCGGAUAGCCAGGAUCGUGGCGGAGAGCGUGCGGCUGGAGAUGGAGCACGUGCGGUGGUACGUGAUGGGGGACGAUGACACGGUGUUCUUCACGGAGAAUCUGGUGGAGGUGUUGGGGAAGUAUGAUCACGAGGAGUACCGAUACGUUGGGGGCGUAUCGGAAAGCGUGGAGCAGGCCGUUAUGCAUUCGUACGGGAUGGCGUUUGGCGGUGGAGGCUUCGCGAUCAGCUCCAGCCUCGCACGUGUACUCGCACGUGCCAUGGACGGCUGUCUGGAACGGUAUGCGCACUUCUACGGCAGCGAUCAAAGGGUGCACGCGUGCUUGAGCGAGUUGGGCGUGCCGCUCACCAGAGAACCGGGUUUUCACCAGGUAGACUUGCGAGGCGACGCAUACGGCCUCCUUGCGGCCCACCCGGUGGCCCCGCUCGUUUCACUUCACCACCUCAACUACGUCAAGCCCCUCAUCCCAUCCGGCUCCCAGUUCGAUGCGCUCGAGGCGAUCCUCCGCGCGUCGCGCUUGGACCCGAGCCGGUCCCUGCAGCAGACCUUCUGCUAUGACACGCGGCGGAACUGGUCCGUCUCCAUAUCGUGGGGUUAUACGGCCCAGAUCUAUCCUUGGAUCCUCACGGCCAAUAUGCUCGAGAUGCCGCUCCGGACGUUCAAGACGUGGCGUAGCUACCGUGACGAACCGUUCACGUUCAACACGCGGCCUUGGAGUCCCGACACGUGCGAGAACCCCCUCCUGUACUUCUUGGACCGGGUGGAUGCACUGGGAAGGGGGGUGACCCGGUCUGUCUAUUCGCGGUAUCGGGCGGACCCGAAAGAGUGCGAGCGGGCCGGGUUCGAGCCGGCUCAGAAGAUUAAAAGUGUCGAGGUCUUUGCUUCCAAGAUGGGCCCGGGCGAGUGGAGCAAGGCUCCACGUAGGCAUUGCUGCGAUGUACAGAGUAACGACGGACGAGAAAGUGAUAGCAUUGAGGUCAAGAUACGUAAGUGCCACGUUGGAGACAGUCCAUCUCUACAGUAAAUCGCUUCUCCUUUUGUAAAUAAGAAGAUGAGUAAUAAUGAAAAAAAGAAAAGAAAAUAGCGGUGUGUUGUAUUCUUUUUCCAGUUUUAACUUUUAACCGGAGAAAUACUCCAGUGCUUUUACUGCACUAUAAGUUACAGUUCUCCUAGUUUUACCGGUUCAAUUCGACCUUUACAAUCUAUUCAUCCGA
Messenger RNA from Magnolia sinica, 1848 nucleotides. RefSeq lists its product as uncharacterized. The transcript is spliced from 3 exons. The coding region runs from base 90 to 1658 and encodes 522 amino acids. Lineage: Eukaryota; Viridiplantae; Streptophyta; Magnoliopsida; Magnoliales; Magnoliaceae. Gene Ontology annotation, molecular function: acetylglucosaminyltransferase activity. The record is from RefSeq and is a predicted model, not a curated record.